Exaiptasia diaphana is the source of this 2914-nucleotide messenger RNA. RefSeq names its product glutamine-rich protein 2. NCBI's taxonomy places the organism in Eukaryota, Metazoa, Cnidaria, Anthozoa, Actiniaria, Aiptasiidae. The record is from RefSeq and is a predicted model, not a curated record. The coding region runs from base 16 to 2763 and encodes 915 amino acids. The transcript has 5 exons.
ACUUCUGAAGCUGCAAUGUCGACUUUGAAAGUCGACCUCGAGCAGCUACUAGAAGUUGCACUUUCCUCGCAAGAAGCCGGCAAUGUUAAUUUUAAUGUCUUGCGAGGAUUUUUACACGAGAUUCUGAAGCAUCUGGGGAUAAAAAGAAAAACCAUUUGGAUCAACGACGAGAGCGAGGACUUCAAGACGGUAUAUGAAAUGAUUCAAGAUGGUAUUCUAGAGGCGAGAGGGCAAUCACCUUUUGACUUAGACAUGAUCCAAGAGAGCGCUUCACCAGUUCUKCAACAGGAAACAAUAUCAGAAGGCAAACUGCCAAGCGUAAGUCCAUCCUCUAAACGAUCCAAGUCAGCAACACCGCGAAUAAGUCGAGAAAGGGUAGCCUCAGCAGAUAAUAGAUCUGAAACUUCAAUAGCAAGUCCUGAUGCUGCAUCGAAGGCUUCGCCUGUUUUCAACAUAACUCCGCCCCCUACUUCUAGUUUUCUUCAAAGCGGAGGAAGUACCACAAGUGCUGCAGCGAGUAUUCAUAAGACUUCAUCGCGUUCGUGUCAAAGCCUUGAAAAUACUGGCGUUCGUGGUGAAGUAAGAACUCUCAAGAAGACUUUGAUAGACCUUCAAUCGCGCGUUGAGAYCUUGGAAAACCCAAGGAGUCCAAUGAAAGUGAGAUCUACUGCGUCCAUGUUUUUGCAGGGUGAGUCAAAAACACCUGCGCAAGACAUGCUUGAAGUCAUCAACAUUGGACGAAAACUUGAAGCUUCUGAGAGCACCAUACAGGCUCUUUCUGAAAUGAUUGACGCUUUAACAUCAGAGGUCAGUGAUGUGAAGGAUAAGUUGUCAAAGGUUCACAACAUCGAGAAAGUAUCUACAGAAAUGGAAAGUUUCAAAGAUUCCUUAAAAGAACUUGAAAAUACCUUAGCCUCGCAAACAGAAAAAAGACAAACUCCUCCACAAAUCGUUGAUCUGGAAGAGAAAGAGAAGCAAAAAGACGAAGAAGAAACAAAGAGGAAAGUCGAGGAAAAUACCAAACAAAAAGAGAUCGAGAAAAACUUAGAGCACCUUAACAAGGAAAUCAAAACACUUAUGGCGCAAAUCAACACAUAUAAGCACGAUGCCGAACGGAAAAUACAGCACGAAAUAAACCAGCUUGCAACUCAGUUUCUGAGUAGUAAAGAAGACAAAGAAGCUGCUCCUUUUGUCAUUUCGAAUGAGCCACCAAAAGAGUGUUAUGAAGCUUUGGAUAGGUGCGAAGAACUGCAAGAGGCCCAGGCGCUUAUCGAAGAGCAAGUUAAAGACGUUGAAAACCGCGUAGAAACACUAGAAUCAAUGGGUUUGCAGCAGCGUUCAUCCAGCCCCACUUCUGAUUCAUCGACUGACUUUAUACAACAAUUGAGACAAGAAUUGCAAACUAUUAACAAGAAAAUUGACGAGACUACUAAAGAAACUUCCCAAACAGUAAAAAGGUUGGAUUUUGAACGGCAAAAAGUAAAUACAUUCAUGGAAGAAAAUAAACUGCAAGUUCCACAACUGCAAAACAGUUUCAAGCUUCAGGAAAAAGAAGUUGAGAGAAUAAGUGCAAUACUUCAAGCAUUAUUGGCCGAGAAAGAAGACCUCAAGAGCCAGUCUAGCCAUCGAACUCGAACCCGUAGUUUUGCGGAUGGCUCAGAAGACAUYAGUCUUAUUCGAGCAAUGAUAUUUGACCUGCAGGAAGAGAAAGACAACUUAAAGCACGCUAACAAAAGCAUCCUUGAGCAGAUUUACAUGAAACAGAAAAAACUUGACGAGUUACACGAACAGCUCGAGACGAUCCAAGUUGUGAAGGCUGACAAGGACCUGGUGACGAAUGAAAUCAAAUUCAAAGCCGACAAGAGGGACGUGGAGUUGAAGGUUGAGCGCGARGACUUUGAUCGUUACAUAGGCUUAGUUGAUCAGUCACUAAGAGAUCUUUUACAGAGGCUUGAAGGCCAUGAAAAUGUGCUUAGAGAAGCCAUGGACAGUAUUUCAGGCCACAUUAGAACAAAACUCGAUAAAGCUGAAGUCGAACCAUUGAAGCUCUUCUUGGAAGAGAGGCUCAAGUCCUUCAAACCCAAACCUGUUGAAAUUCGYCCACCUGCAGAAGAAUACGCUGCCGGAUUUAGAAAAGUGCUUAUCAAGAAUUUCUCGUGUAUCUCAUGCGAUCGUCCUGUAGAGUUUGCACGUGACGGGAUGUUCCCGCCAUUACCAUCCACACAGCCAAUGCCCAUCAAGAAGUCCAACCGACCUUACACAACGUACGAGUUGGAUCAAGUACGCCAACAUAUGAUUCGCGGAGGAUUAGAAAUUGAUCAAGAACGYUUUGAGGCCAUUGACAAUCGCCGCAGAAGACUACAAAAUGAACUUCUCAAGCUUAGCGGUACUCCAAACAUAGAGCAGCUCUCUGAGGUGAUUGACAGRCCAUGUGGGGGUAGCCACACCCUGUCCUUUCCCCAUAGCCGGAGUAUCAUACGAGGCCUCCAGCUAAACAAGGAUGAACUUAUUCUUGAGACUACAGAAAACAGYCUUAAGAACCUCCAGAACGUUGACAUCAUGGGUCAAGAUGGUCACAUCUAUAAAGGUCUAGUAGAAGAUGUACCAGGAGUUGUUUUACCACAGAUURGUGAUAAACCCAUCCCCUCCCCACCCCCAACAGUAAAGAAAGUUCUUGACGAGGACCCAGGGCGUAACCACAGCACAACACCUACUUCUGAAAAGAGGCUUCCUACAGACACAGAUGAUGUUGAUAGCUCUUAAAAUAAUGGCCGAUUUCAAAAUCUUUAUCUAAACAUGUUGCUUUCUUAAACAAUAUUUGUUGCUUUUUCUCSACAUUGAAUAAAGUACCAAGCCCUUGAAAUCAGGAUAUAAACCAAUAUGUGCCUUUUUCUUAAUAAAUGAUUAAUCAUUA